UCACGUUUCAACCAAUUCUCUAUCCUUUCAUGACGGUAUCUCAAAGCCCAGAAGACUACCUUCGAUCUCUUCCUUCUAUACGCGAGAGAUGCAAGCUCGUAUAUAGUAAGGGUCACAAGAAUGACUUGCACCACUUUGAUAUCCAUGAGGAUAAGCUCCCUAUUGUCGUCGAUUACGUAAAGGAUGUCAUAGCAAAGAAUUAUCCCUCCUUCGAUAAGAUACCACCUCAUUCCAGAUGGAGACACUUUGAUGCUGGUGGCCAUCGUCGCGUUCAAGCUUUGAUCGAGCAAUGGGAAAAGGAGAACGUGGAUACGGAAGAACGCUCGCGUCGUCUGGUAGAUCUAUUCCUAGUUGCAGUCCUUCUAGACGCUGGAGCUGGUAUGAAAUGGAGUUAUAAAGACCAAGAUACUGGCGAUGUUUACAGAAGAUCUGAAGGGUUAGGAGUCGCCUCAUACAAUAUGUUCAAAUCCGGUUUGUUCUCCAAUGACCCUUCCAGAUACCCGCAUCGUGUUGAUGUUGACAGAUUGCAAGAACUAAAGACGGAAGACGUUUCCAGCGGUUUUCAAGUCAGCAAAGAAAAUCCCAUGGUUGGCAUCACUGGUAGAGCAGGUCUACUGAAUCGUUUAGGAAAGGCGAUAUCAGAGCAGACGGUGUUUUUCCCAUCGUCAUCCAGUGCGGUGGCUGCUCGACCAGGAAACCUUAUUGACUAUCUUUUGAAUCAUGACACAACCAAGGGCCGCGACAGCGGCCAUCCUAUUGUUCAAGUCCCUGUGUUGUGGAGCGGUAUCAUGUCUCUCGGAGAGAUGUGGCCUGCAAGACUUAAACUCAACGGCGUCCAGCUUGGCGAUGUUUGGCCAUGUGAUGCUAUCAAGUCCGCUUCUGCACCCCCAGAUUCUACUGACCACUGGGUUCCUUUCCACAAGCUUUCGCAAUGGCUAACGUAUUCUUUGCUGGAAGCUAUUGAGCAUGGCUUAGGUGCCACUUUUGACGGGAAAGAGUAUUUGACUGGUUUACCAGAGUACAGGAAUGGCGGAUUACUUGUCGAUCUCGGCCUGUUGACUUUGAAGCCUGAUACGUACGACCGUGGAAUUACUCGCUGCAGAGAAAAGGGGGUUACUGUUGGUGGAACACAUUUACCGAUGUUUGAGGGGGGCGAUCCGGCCAUAGUUGAGUGGAGAGCACUGACGGUGAUCUACCUUGAUUUGAUUGCCGAUGAACUUCGAAAAAUUUAUAAAUUGGACAAGCAGACGUUGACAUUGGCUCAGGUUCUAGAAGGUGGCACAUGGAGUGCUGGACGCGUUAUAGCUGCGGAAAAGAGACCGUCUAGUGACCCGCCAAUCUUGAUAGAGAGCGAUGGAACUAUUUUCUAAUCGUCCCAAAAUCCACGAGAAGUGAAAGCACCAUUAUUUGACAAUAAUUGCAGCUGAGUUCUAUAGAAUGAUGAUGGCCAA
Molecule: messenger RNA, 1451 nt
Organism: Umbelopsis ramanniana AG
Lineage: Eukaryota; Fungi; Mucoromycota; Umbelopsidomycetes; Umbelopsidales; Umbelopsidaceae
Exons: 5
Coding region: 30-1370 (446 amino acids)
Source: RefSeq, a predicted model, not a curated record